Messenger RNA from Sycon ciliatum, 4441 nucleotides. Its product is annotated as RNA-binding protein 25-like. Gene Ontology annotation, biological process: regulation of alternative mRNA splicing, via spliceosome; mRNA processing. Gene Ontology annotation, cellular component: spliceosomal complex. Lineage: Eukaryota; Metazoa; Porifera; Calcarea; Leucosolenida; Sycettidae. Bases 65 to 3331 code for a protein of 1088 amino acids. Gene Ontology annotation, molecular function: mRNA binding. The transcript is spliced from 18 exons. The record is from RefSeq and is a predicted model, not a curated record.
UGGGAAGAAUUUUGCGUCACCUGUUCGAAGUACUGAGAAGGGUUUCUUCUCGAAUUUGGUCAAGAUGCAGCGACCUCCAAUGGGCGCUCAGCCCCCUCCACAGGGAGCUCCUUUGAUGCAGAGUGGUAGUGGUGGUAGUCUUAUGCAGCCUGGCCCACCAAUGGGAGUCCAUGCCCCAUUUCCAGUUUCUGGCCCUCCAUUUCGUAUGCCAAGUGGGGCUGUCCAGCCUGGAGUUAUGAAUGCUGGAAUGCCUCCACCGAUGAUGCCACCCAUGGCAGCUGGUAUGCGUCCACCCAUGGGCACUCCAACAUCAACGCGACCAAGUCAGCCUCGCGCAAGUGGUACCCCUGGCAGAAAUUAUAACAAGUCUUCCAAUGUUGACAAGGCCAAGGCAACAACAGUGUUCGUUGGUAAUAUCUCGGAGAAGGCCACUGACACAACCGUGCGUCAGAUGUUGAUGCUUUGCGGCCGCGUCAUAGGCUGGAAACGUGUGCAGGGUGCCAACGGCAAGAUGCAAGGUUUCGGUUUCUGCGAGUACGAGCGUCCAGAGGCAGCCAUGCGUGCACUGCGCUUGCUCAAUGAACUGAGACUUGGCGACAAGAGGCUGGUGGUCAAGGUCGACGCUAAGACCAAGAAAGAACUCCGGGCGCACAAGAAAAAGAUGCGCAAGGCAGCGGCAAAGGCAGCUGCUGCGGCUGCAGCAGGUGACGGAGACGCAGCCGCAAACGGAGAAUCCAAGGAUGAAGCAGGCAAUGGCGAGGAUGAGGAUAAUAAAUCAUCAUCCGAAGAUGAGGGAGAUGAACAGGAAGAGCUCGACCCGGAAGUCAAGGCGCAAGAUGACAGUACUCUUCGAAAGCUCUUGGGACUUCUCAAGGACUCGGUCGACACUAAUCAGCUUGCUGAUGAUGAAAUUGACGACGUCGUGACGGAAUCAAUAAUCUCCAUGGCACGGCAAGCUGGCAAGAUUGGCCCGGAGGACUCGCUGGGAGAUGUGGAUAUGAACGAGGACAAGAAGAUGAUUGUUACCGACGAGAUCAAGAAGUUCCGCAUCCACCAGGAAAAAGAGAACAAGCGACGCGCUGAUUUGGAGCGCGAGCGUCAGCAAGCCCGUCGAGAGGAGAAAGAGAAGGAGCGAGAUCAGGAGGAGAAGGAGAAGGACCGGGAGAGAGAGUCCAGCAGUCGUAGCCGUCAUCGUGGCGAUGACGACUCUAACAGCAGCAGUCGGCACAAGUCCUCUAGGGACAAGGACAGAGACCGCAGCUCCAAGAGAGACGACAAGGAUCGCGAGCGUGGUGGCGAUCGGGAUCGUGAACGUGGAGAUCGCGACAAGGAUCGCACUGGAGAUCGUGACAAGGAGCGUACUGGAGAUCGUGACAAGGAUCGUACUGGAGAUCGUGACAAGGAGCGAAGCGGAGAUCGUGACAAGGAGAGAAGCGGAGAUCGUGACAAGGAGCGAAGCGGAGAUCGUGACAAGGAGCGAAGCGGAGAUCGUGACAAGGAGCGUGAAAAGGAGCGCGGCGACAAGGAUCACGACAGGUCCUCACGAAGCGAGCGAGACCACGACAAGGAUCGCAGCGACCGGUCGUCUCGGCGAGAGCACCGCUCCGAGCGUCAUCGCGACAAGGACCGGGAAGAGAAGGACCGCAAGCGGCGUCACGAAUCCACGCCGGUAGCUGAUGCCUCGUCGGAAGAGGACGAAGUGCCCAUGCAACCGGAGCCCAAGCGACGGGACCGUGCUGAACGUGAGCGUGUCGAUCGCAGUGACCGCAACGACCGCAGCGAUCGCAACGACAGAGAUCGCGACAACGGUGCUGGUGAUCGUAGUGGAUCAACAGAGCGUCGUAAGGAGGCAGAGGUCGAGCGGUCACGCCAGCUCAAGCGCCUGCGCGACAGGCGGAGACGCGAGCGAGAAGAGGUCUACACUGAGCGUGUGCGAGAAUGGGAGAGCCGGGAACGCAAGCGAGCGCGCGAGUAUGAGCGUGAGCAGAACGAGGAGAACGCGAAGAACGAGGAGAUUGUGCGCGAGCGCAAGCACUUGAUGGACUUCCUGGAGGACUACGAGGACGAAAAGGACGACGCCAAGUACUACAAGGGUAGUGCGUUUGACCGUCGUCUUCGACAGCGCCGGACCGAAAUGGAGGAAGAUGAGAAAGAUCGGCAGCAAGAGCGCGAAGCCAGAAAGAGACGGCGGGAGCUGCGGGAGCUGUCUCGGUCCCGGUCUCGAUCAGUAACACGCUCACCCAGGAAGUCUGGGGGUAGUAAGCCUGACAAGAAGCGCAAGAGACGUCCGCGUACUCCGUCACACUCUGAGCAUUCGGACGACGAGCCCAUGGAUGCUGAGGAGAGCCGACACAGUCCAAAGGUACCCUCAGGCAACAGUGUUGGAGGUUCUGCCGCCGUCAAAACACAAGGGUCGACCUCCUUCAAGCCAACGGUCGAGUCUGCACCUCACGUCGACCUCUCCACCAAGGUGACAUCCUCUGCAAAGCAUCGCGAAAACAGCACUGCCACUGCCGCAGCACAGUCCUCUUCUUCGCCCGCCGUCGCCACCGCAACUUCGAUCAAACUACCGCCCGCAGCAGAAGCCGCCGCCGCGUCUUCGAAUCACGUUGCCGCCGCCGCACCAGCCGCUGUCGCCUUGGCAACACAGCAAGUCAGUGUAGCGCAGAGCACGCCACCCACGGCAAUGACCGCUGCCCCCGAGCCAGUUCAACCGGUUGCUGCCGCUCCUGCAGUGACAACAACAGCCGCAGCCAAAGCACCGGCCAAACCUGUCGCACCGCCUGCAAGCAAACCCGCCGCUGCUGCUGCUCCUGCUGCCGCUCCCAGCAGCAGCACCAGCAGCACAGGUAAGAAGUCUCGAGGCAUUGCGUCAGCCUUUGCGGACGUCGACAAUGACGAGGGAGCAUCUGGUCCGAAGAAGAUGCUCGUACCGAUUGACUACACGGAGGAGGAACAGCAGGCGGUGGGCCGAACCAAUGUCAUGACUCCGGAGCAGAAGAAAGCGGCUAUCAAGCAAUUGAUCGAGCGCAUUCCGACCGUCAAAGAGGACCUAUUCGCCUACAACCUGAAGUGGUUCUUAGUCGACAAGGAUCUGGUGGAGAGACGGGUGAAGCCCUGGGUUGCGAAGAAAAUUAUCGAGUACAUCGGUGAAGAGGAGCCCACUCUCGUUGAAUUCAUUUGUGGAAAGAUUCUUGACCGAACUGGUGCACGGGCCGUAUUGGAUGAUGUUGCAAUGGUACUUGAUGAUGAAGCCGAAGUGUUUGUUGUCAAGUUGUGGCGCCUCCUCAUCUACGAAACUGAAGCGAAACUCAUCGGGCUUGUCAAGUAGUUCUCCCGGAUCGUAUUUUUUUGUAAAUGGCUGCAGGCUGGACUGUGUCUCGGAAACCUUUCUGACCUCUUUCCUGUCUGCUACAAGCGCUGUAAAUACGCGCAGAGUGUUGGUUCGCUCCUUCUGCUUGUGGGAAAGACUUGUGUGGCCUGCUUUACAGGCCGUGUUUCCGCGUACAGGACACCAACAAUCCAUGAUGUACAUAGGGAUGACGUGAAUAUGUAUAUGUGUGUGUUCCUAUGGUGGUGGCAGUGGUGGUUGUGGCUGCCGCCUUGCCUCUAGCGCUAAGAAGCCUGGGCGUAGGUGCUUCUCUUUCCACGUGCGGCUUCCCUAUUAGAAUAUAUACGCGGAGCUUGCCCAUCAAACACAUGACAGGUAUGCACACACACACACACCUGUCUCCACAGUGCUGGAAGGCUACAUAUGUGCAGCACCGCCGCCGCCGCCACCACCACUGCCCCAUGCCUCACCCACUGCACUCUGUCGCCGGCCACUGCUUUCGGUCUCCGGGCGACAAUGUCAUUGUUCUUGUCCAAUCACAAAAUAGUGUCAUUUGAUGCCCUGGCGACAGCUGCUGGCGGCGCGCAGCUUUUGUGCUCCUGUUUCUCAGUGGUAUGUAGUCAUACUCUGGCUGCUGCUGUGUUGCCAAGUCAAGCCACCUAGGGCACUGCCCCUACUGCUUUGCUCUGCAUUUGCUGCGUCUCUGCAUGCCGUCAUUGUCGUAUUCUAUUUUGCUACUUGCUACACCCGCUAUGCAGUGCCUCCUAGAGCAUACACCUUUGUAGUGUGUCCUUCUGUAUCUUUAUGGCUGCCAUUUCUCGCCCUGCUCCGGCCAACUUUGACUCAUUGCGUAAUAUUCCGUGCAUGCCUGUUGAUUGUAGUGAGGGUGGUGUGGGUGGGUGUGCGUCUGUGUGUGUGCUUAUGCAUGCGCGUCUGUCCCCACCCCUUUCGUUUUACUCUUGUCGUGCUUGCACUCGCGCUAUUUACCCCCGUCCCCUCCCCUGCGUACUCGUGUCACAUCUGGCAUGGCAUUUGCAUCUCUUGCAUUUUCCUAAUUUUGUCUCGCUUUCUUCUUCUUGGUUGAUGAGAUGACAUUUUGUCUUAACUGGA